GGAAGUUCCAUGUCUGCUUCCCACUUUGGGUUGGGAUUCUGGGGAGCUGGAUUUCCCUCUUUCAGUCCUGAUCUGCUACCUUCUAUUCCAGCUGAGACCCCCUCAUCAGAGCCUAUAGGAAGCAAGAACACCCCUUCCGUAGAGCACCCAAAGUGUCCUGGGAGAAGACCAUGACUGGCAUGCAUGUGUGAAGCUGAUAAGUGACCUACUAUCAAUUCAGCUCAGGGUUCAAGCAUCUGGUGCUAAUUUACCAUACUUGGCAAGAUGAGGGAACGUGGUGUCCUGUUGGUGGUAGCUGUGUUCUGCCUCAUGCUCUCAGGGAUUCACCAGGUAGAUGCACAGGAUGAUUCAGCUGACCUGGUUUUCCUUAUUGAUGGCUCAAACAAUGUUGGACCCAGUGAUUUUCCUUUUAUUCGUGAUUUCCUGGUGAAUUAUGUUCAAAGGCAUAUGGAGGUGGGGAGGAGUCGGAUGCAAGUGGGAGUGGUACAGUAUAGUGAUGAUGUCAAAAUUGAAUUUACCUUGGAUGCGUAUCCCACUAAAGGCCAACUUAUAGAAGCUUUGAAGAAUCUUCGCAUUUUUGGUGGUGAAGAGGCGAAUUUGGGGGCUGCCCUUGAUUAUGUUGUGGAGAAUGUUUUCACAACAGCAGCAGGCAGCCGUAGAGAAGAAGGAGUUCCUCAGUCACUAAUUAUCAUCACUGCUGGACCAUCCAGUGAUGACUUCAGAGAGGCUACAAAUGCUUUGAAACUGAACAGCAUAAUCACCUUUGGAAUUGGGGUGGAAAGGGCUGACAUUGCUGAAUUACAACAAAUUGCAAGCAAUGAAUCCUUUGUGUUUUCAACUUCCCGAAUACAGGCUUUGAAUACCUUAGAGAGGGUCAUUUUUCCCUAUAUUAAUGGGGUAGCACAAAGGACUAUUGUCUUACAGUCCCCAACAACUAUUACAGAAGUUGACAACAAAAGAGACAUAGUAUUUCUGGUUGAUGGGUCCUCUGAUCUGGGAAGCGCCAGUUUUAAUGCUAUCCGUGAUUUCAUCACAAAAGUAGUCAACAGGCUGGAGAUUGGUCCUACGUCCAUGCAAGUAGCUCUGGCACAGUAUGGUCAAGAUGUGAAGCCUGAAUUCUACCUGAAUACUUACACCACCAAAAAAGAUAUAAUUGCACAGGUGAAGAAAUUGAAGUUUUUGAACAGCACACCCCUGAACACAGGUGCAGCCUUAAAAUAUGUGCAGAGAUAUUUCUUUGCAAGCUCUACAGGUAGCCGUGUUUUAGACGGUAUCCCCCAGUUACUUGUCCUUAUUUCUGGUGGGCCGUCAAAAGAUGAUGUUCGCCAAGUCUCGCUGGAAUUAAAACGAGGUAGAAUUCUGACCUUCACAUUAGGAGCCAAGAGAGCUGUACCAUCAGAGCUCCAAGGAAUUGCCUUUGAUCCAACUUUAGCUUUCCACACUAAUGAAUUUAAGCCACUUCUUCUGCAAGGUGUUCUUCCUCUGUUGCUGACUCCUCUGAAAACUCUCACAGCAACUGUUGUAGAGGCUCCUGCUCCAGUUAAUCCAAGAGAUAUCGUCUUCCUAUUGGAUGGGUCAGUCAACGUUGGAAGUGCUAAUUUUCCACUUGUGAGGGAUUUUCUCAUCAAUGUAAUUAACAAUCUUGGUGUGAGCAUGGAAGGCAUUCGAGUUGGCUUAGCCCAGUUUAGUGACACCCCCAGAACUGAAUUCAACCUAAAUUCCUUUACUUCCAAACCUGAACUUCUAAACCGUAUGGCACAAUUAAGGCUCCAGGGGGGCAAUGCCCUUAACAUUGGCUCAGCCAUCCAACAUGUACUUCAAAAUCAUUUCACAAGUAGUGCGGGCAGCAGAAUCGAAGAGAAUAUUCCACAGCUGUUGGUGAUUCUAGCGGCUGGAAAGUCCACAGACAACAUUCAGUCAGCUGCAAUCCAGCUCAUCAAUUCUGGGGUUCUGACAUUUUGUAUCGGGGUCGGGGGUGCUGACAAGGAAGAGUUGCAGAGAAUUGCAUUCAAUCAACAACUUGUUUUUGAGAUGGAUGAUUUCAGCUCCUUGUCUCAAUUAAGUCAAGAAAUUCUAACACCUUUAACCACCUAUUUUAGAGGGCCAGUUACAGAAGUGACUGUUACUACAGUUGACGAAAGUGCCAAGCAAGAUGUCGUGUUCUUGAUCGAUGGCUCCGAUGAUGCUAGAUCCAUUUUUCCAUUAGUCCAGUCAUUCCUACAGAGGGUGGUGGAAAGACUUGAUGUGGGUCAGGAUCGGAUACGUAUAGCAGUUGUGCAGUACAGUGAUACCGCCAGACCUGCAUUUCUUCUUAAUGCUCAUUCAGAUCGCCAGGCUGUACUUAAUGCCAUCCGAAAUUUAUCGCCCAUUGGAGGACCUUUAUUAAACACAGGGUCUGCUUUAGACUAUGCAACCAGAAGUGUAUUCAGCCGAUCAUCCGGUAGUCGGGCAGAAGAGGGAGUCCCUCAAUUCUUGAUCCUGCUUACAGCUGGCAAAUCUAGAGAUGAUGUCAGGAAACCUGCUGCAACACUAAAGUCCAGAGGUGUUGUCCCAUUCUGCAUUGGAACACGGAAAGCUGAACGGUCUGAGCUACGAGCAAUAUCUUUAACACCUGAUUUUGUCAUUGUUGUUCCUGAUCCCUCUGAACUGGAAAAUGUACAGCAAACCAUCUCCCAAAGAGUCAGCAAGAUGACCAAAGAAUCAGUAUCUACUCUCAUCCAAACAACGUCAGCUGGUGCCAGGAAAGAUAUUGUGUUCUUGAUUGAUGGAUCAGACAACGUGACACCUAACUUCAGAGCUCUCCAGACAUUCCUGCAGAGGGUGGUAGAAAGUCUUGAUGUGGGUCAAGACAAGAUUCGAAUAGCAGUUGUUCAGUACAGUGAAUCUCCCAGGCAAGCUUUCCUUCUUAACACCCAUCAAGACAGCCAAGGUGUGCUUAAUGCCAUCCAAAGACUUACUCCAAUUGGUGGAACUUCCUUAAAUACUGGUAAUGCCUUAGACUAUGUUACCAGAAAUGUCUUCACCAGAACAGCUGGUAGCAGAGCAGCAGAAGGUGUUCCACAGUUCCUAAUCCUUCUAACAACAGGCAAGUCCCAAGAUGAUGUCAGGAGUCCAGCUACAUCACUUAAGAGCAGCGGUGUCAUUCCAUUCGCUAUUGGAACAAACCGAGCAGAUAAAACGGAACUUCAAACUAUCUCAUUCAUGCCUGAUUUUGUUGCGUAUGUUCCUGAAAUCUCUCAGGUAGAGACUGCAUAUGAAACAGUCUCAGACCGAGUAGGUCAGCUGUCAAGGGAAGAAAUCACCACUCUGACACUGUCUGUUCCAACUGCUCCUGAGGGCAAGAAGGACAUCUUAAUCAUGUUUGACACUACUAACAUUGCUGGCAGAUUCUCCCUUGUGCGUGAGUUCCUCACUGGACUUUUUGAAGGCUUAAAUAUCGGUUUGGAUGCCACUCGUGUUUCUGUGGCUCAGAUGGGGGGUGACAGCGUGAAAGUUGAAUUCAAGUUUGACUCAUACCCCACCAAGCAGGAAGUGCUAAAUGCUGUGAAAAGGAUGAGAGUAAGACAGAGUAGGACCCUUGACAUUGGCUCAGCUCUGGACUAUGCUCGUGAGAAUCUCUUUACAGCAGAGUCUGGAAGUCGCAUCAGGGAAGGUGUCCCACAGUACCUGGUUCUUCUGAGUGCUGGAAAAUCCUCAACCAGCAUGAAUGAACCUGCAGCCAGACUAAGACAAGCAGGCAUUGCAACAUUUGCCAUCAAGACAUCUGAAGCUGAUGCUGAUGAACCGGGAAAAUUAAUUUUUGAUUUCACUACCUCUGUACAAUCCCUUUCAGAUCUGUCCGCGAUCCAGUCUCAGUUUGUCAAUACCCUGAAGACUGUUAAAGUGGAGACGACCGUAGUAACCUAUGAUGAAGACAGAAGGAAGGAUAUUGUUUUCUUGAUUGAUGGUUCUGAUGAUGCCAGAAGCCGCUUCCUAGCUCUUCAGUCCUUCAUUCAGAGGGUGGUCCAGAAUCUGGAUGUAGGCCAGGACAAGAUACGUAUAGCAGUAGCUCAGUACAGUGAUUCCACUAGACCAAGCUUCCAACUUAAUACCCACCGAGACCAACAAGGAGUAUUAGAUGCCAUCCAACGCUUAACUCCUAUUGGAGGCCCUACACUGAACACUGGGGCUGCUUUAGACUAUGUCACCAGAAAUUUAUUUACAAAGUCAUCUGGCAGUCGGGCAGAUGAGGGCGUUCCACAGUUCCUGAUUUUACUGACCACUGGUAAAUCAAGAGAUGAUGUCCGUAGACCAGCCACAGCACUCAAAGGCCAAGGGGUUAUUCCAUUUGCUAUUGGAACCAACAGAGCAGAUACCACUGAGCUAGAAACCAUCUCUUUUGUUCCUGAGUUUUCCUUUUCUGUUACUGAUGCAUCCCAGCUGACAAAUGUAUAUGAGUCUUUCACAAACAGAGUGUCUCAGCUUAACAAGGGAGAGGUGGAUAUUUUGGUCCAGCGUGGUCCAUCAGUUACAUCAGUUACUACCACAGGUGCCAAGAGAGAUGUGGUGUUUCUUGUUGAUGGGUCAAGGUCAGCUGUGCCUGAGUUCAAUAAUGUUAAAGAACUUAUCGGAAAAAUUGUAGAAAGGCUUGAUGUCAGUCCUGACAACACACGAGUGUCAGUUGUACAGUAUAGUGGUGACUCUAAGGUUGAAUUCUUGCUUAAUGCUCACUCCACUAAGGAUGAAGUUCUUGCUGCAGUAAGGAGGGUAAAACCUAAGGGUGGAAAUGUUAUCAACACUGGAGGUGCCCUUGAGUAUGUUUCCAAAAAUAUAUUCACAAGGCCAGCUGGAAGCAGAAUUGAGGAGCAAGUCCCACAAAUUCUUAUUAUAACUUCAUCCGGGCCUUCUGCUGAUGAUGUCGGAGAGGGUGCAAGGCAAGUGAAAGAAUCUGCUGUGGUUCCUUUAUUGAUUGGAAAAAACAUAGAUGAAGAAGAAAGCAAUAAGAUUGUUGUGGCUCGGAAUUUUUUUACACCAGUCACCAGCUUCCGCGAGUUACCAGCUUUGGAGCAAAACCUUGUCAACUCUUUUACCACCCUGACUACAGAAACAAUAACAAGGCUUUAUGAAAGUGGCAAAGGAGCAGCUCCUGAGGGCAAGAAGGACAUCUUAAUCAUGUUUGACACUACUAACAUUGCUGGCAGAUUCUCCCUUGUGCGUGACUUCCUCACUGGACUUUUUGAAGGCUUAAAUAUCGGUUUGGAUGCCACUCGUGUUUCUUUGGCUCAGAUGGGGGGUGACAGCGUGAAAGUUGAAUUCAAGUUUGACUCAUACCCCACCAAGCAGGAAGUGCUAAAUGCUGUGAAAAGAAUGAGAGAAAGACAGAGUCGGACCCUUGACAUUGGCUCAGCUCUGGACUAUGCUCGUGAAAAUCUCUUUACAGCAGAGUCUGGAAGUCGCAUCAGGGAAGGUGUCCCACAGUACCUGGUUCUUCUGAGUGCUGGAAAAUCCUCAACCAGCAUGAAUGAACCUGCAGCCAGACUAAGACAAGCAGGCGUUGCAACAUUUGCCAUCAAGACAUCUGAAGCUGAUGCUGAUGAACCGGGAAAAUUAAUUUUUGAUUUCACUACCUCUGUACAAUCCCUUUCAGAUCUGUCCGCGAUCCAGUCUCAGUUUGUCAAUACCCUGAAGACUGUUAAAGUGGAGACGACCGUAGUAACCUAUGAUGAAAACAGAAGGAAGGAUAUUGUUUUCUUGAUUGAUGGUUCUGAUGAUGCCGGAAGCCGCUUCCUAGCUCUUCAGUCCUUCAUUCAGAGGGUGGUCCAGAAUCUGGAUGUAGGCCAGGACAAGAUACGUAUAGCAGUAGCUCAGUACAGUGAUUCCACUAGACCAAGCUUCCAACUUAAUACCCACCGAGACCAACAAGGAGUAUUAGAUGCCAUCCAACGCUUAACUCCUAUUGGAGGCCCUACACUGAACACUGGGGCUGCUUUAGACUAUGUCACCAGAAAUUUAUUUACAAAGUCAUCUGGCAGUCGGGCAGAUGAGGGCGUUCCACAGUUCCUGAUUUUACUGACCACUGGUAAAUCAAGAGAUGAUGUCCGUAGACCAGCCACAGCACUCAAAGGCCAAGGGGUUAUUCCAUUUGCUAUUGGAACCAACAGAGCAGAUACCACUGAGCUAGAAACCAUCUCUUUUGUUCCUGAGUUUUCCUUUUCUGUUACUGAUGCAUCCCAGCUGACAAAUGUAUAUGAGUCUUUCACAAACAGAGUGUCUCAGCUUAACAAGGGAGAGGUGGAUAUUUUGGUCCAGCGUGGUCCAUCAGUUACAUCAGUUACUACCACAGGUGCCAAGAGAGAUGUGGUGUUUCUUGUUGAUGGGUCAAGGUCAGCUGUGCCUGAGUUCAAUAAUGUUAAAGAACUUAUCGGAAAAAUUGUAGAAAGGCUUGAUGUCAGUCCUGACAACACACGAGUGUCAGUUGUACAGUAUAGUGGUGACUCUAAGGUUGAAUUCUUGCUUAAUGCUCACUCCACUAAGGAUGAAGUUCUUGCUGCAGUAAGGAGGAUAAAACCUAAGGGUGGAAAUGUUAUCAACACUGGAGGUGCCCUUGAGUAUGUUUCCAAAAAUAUAUUCACAAGGCCAGCUGGAAGCAGAAUUGAGGAGCAAGUCCCACAAAUUCUUAUUAUAACUUCAUCCGGGCCUUCUGCUGAUGAUGUCGGAGAGGGUGCAAGGCAAGUGAAAGAAUCUGCUGUGGUUCCUUUAUUGAUUGGAAAAAACAUAGAUGAAGAAGAAAGCAAUAAGAUUGUUGUGGCUCGGAAUUUUUUUACACCAGUCACCAGCUUCCGCGAGUUACCAGCUUUGGAGCAAAACCUUGUCAACUCUUUUACCACCCUGACUACAGAAACAAUAACAAGGCUUUAUGAAAGUGGCAAAGGAGCAGAAGCAGAUGAAGAUAGGAAAGAUGUGAUCUUCCUUAUUGAUGGAUCAUCAAAAACAGGUCAAGAUGGCAUAGCUCACAUUCGGGACUUUAUACUAGAGGUUGUUCAGAACUUCCAGAUUGGACCAAAUAAAGUGAGGGUGGGGCUGGUGCAAUUUAGUAAUGAACCUGUAUCAGAAUUCUUUCUCAAGACCAACUUGCAAAAAAAAGCACUGGUUAAUAACAUUCGACGCCUGAGACUCAAAGGAGGUGGCCCACUGAACAUUGGAAAAGCAGUGGAGUUUGUAGCGAAGAAUCACUUUGUGAAGUCUGCUGGAAGCAGGAUAGAAGAAGGAGUGCCCCAGUAUCUUGUGAUACUAACAGGUGGAAAGUCAGAGGAUGAUGUGUCGGGAUCUGCCAGACUACUUCAGAAUGCUAAGGUACAAUCUGUGGCUGUGGCAAGUGGUACCACAGAUCGUAAAGAAAUUGAAAACAUUGUCAGUGACCCACGACUUAUCUUUAACAUCAAAGAAUUUAGAGAACUUCCAACAAUUGAAAGGAAGAUAUAUGGAUCUUUUGAAGGCCAAAUAGUAGUUUCUCCAACACCAACAAUAACCACAAUAAAUGGCAGGAAAGAAGCAGACAUUGUCUUCCUUGUAGAUGGAUCCAUUAAUUUAGGAAGAGAUAACUUUAAGGAGGUCUUGGGGUUUGUUUCUGGUAUAGUGGAUGCUGUGUUUGAUGAACAAGAUGCAAUCCAGAUUGCUCUGGCACAGUACAACUCUGAUGUCACAGAUGAGUUUUUCUUGAAGGAUUUCACUAACAGAGACGAGAUCAUGGACGCUGUUACCAAAGCUGAGUAUAAAGGAGGGCGUGUAGCAAGUCUAGGUGCUGCUAUCCGUCAUUUGCAGAAUAAGCAUUUUGUAAAAGAAGCAGGCAGCAGAAUUGGCACUGGAGUCCCUCAGAUUGCUUUCAUUGUCACGGGAGGAAAAUCAGUAGAUGAUGGCCAGACUGCAGCCCUUGCUUUGUCCAGUAAAGGUGUCAAGGUAUUUGCCAUUGGUGUGGGAGCCAUUGAUGGUGAUGAGAUUGCCAAGAUUGCAAGUGAUGCACCAAGCGCUUUCAGAGUCCCUAAUGUUCAAGAACUGUCGGAACUGAAUGAGCAAAUCCUCAUUACUCUUGACACUGCUCUGACUAAGCAAAUGACUUUAUGUCCAAGUGUCACAGGCAUCACAAAAGAUUGCAAACUGGAGGUGAUUUUAGGAUUUGAUGUAUCUAAUGCGGGUCCUGGGCAAGAUGUCUUCUUGGUUCAGAGAGCACUGGAAUCCAAAAUGAAAGGAAUUCUGUCACGCAUCUCCAACAUGCGUAACAUCAGUUGCACUGGGGGACAGAAGCCCUCUGUAAAAGUUUCUGUCCUUUCACAGGGAAGUAGGGGGGCAGUUGAAGCUUUUGACUUUGCUGAAUAUCGUGAUGAGCUUCUCAACAAGAUAAUUGCCAUGGGAAACCGUGGACCAUAUGUUCUGACAAGUAAAACUCUCCAGUCAUAUAUGACAAAAUUCAAGACGGCAGGGGAAGACAACACUAUAAAGGUAGUAAUUCACAUGACAGAUGGUGCUGAUGCAGGGAUGGCUGAACUUCAGGCAGCAUCAACAGCUCUCAGGAAUUCUGGAGUCAAUGCUCUACUCUUUGUGGGGCUUGAAAAUGUUGCCAAAUUUGACCAAUUGAGGCAUUUGGAGUUUGGCCGUGGAUUUACUUAUGACAUUCCCUUGACAUUGAGCCAAGAAACUCUUGAUUUUGAGAUUGUUGAAGAAUUGGAUAAAAUUACAGAGAAGGGUUGCUGUGGGGUACCUUGCAAGUGUACUGGCGAAAAAGGAGAUGUGGGACAGCCUGGAGAUAUUGGACCAAAGGGGGCAUCAGGACUAAAAGGACACAGAGGUUACCCAGGGGAUGAAGGAGGACCAGGAGAACGUGGUCUUCCUGGUGUCAAUGGAACUCAGGGUUUCCAAGGAUGUCCAGGUCGAAGGGGACCCAAGGGCUAUCGUGGAUUCUCAGGAGAAAAGGGUGAAAUAGGAGAGAUUGGCCUGGAUGGUAUUGAUGGGGAAGAUGGAAAAUCAGGUCUUCCUGGAACUUCUGGAGAGAGAGGCAGCCAAGGAGGGCGGGGCGAGAAAGGGCAGAAAGGGCUGAGAGGAGAGAUUGGAGACUCUGGACAGCGAGGGGAUCCUGGCAAUCCUGGAACUGACACAACACAGAGAGGGCCAAAAGGAGCCAAAGGGGAGACUGGAUCUGUGGGAGAGCCUGGAGGUGAUGGUUCGGCAGGAACUCCAGGAGGGCCAGGCAAAGCUGGUCCAGCAGGUAGAAGAGGUCCUCCAGGCCUCGAGGGUGAAAGAGGAAAAGAUGGAACUCGAGGUGGGGCAGGGGAACAAGGUGUAAGGGGACCUCAAGGUCCACCAGGACCACAAGGAACUCCAGGCACUAGAGGAGAGCAAGGACUUCCAGGACCAAGAGGGCCAGGUGGCACUCCUGGAACAAUUGGUGAUAGAGGCAGACCUGGACAGCUCGGAUUUAAGGGUGAACCUGGAGAUCCUGGAGUCAAGGGAGCUAUUGGACCUCCUGGACCACGUGGGCCAACAGGAGAAGAUGGACGGGAUGGAUCUGGAAAACAGGGACUCAAAGGCAGAAGAGGAGAGACUGGAUUCCCAGGAUACCCUGGACUAAAGGGAGAUUUUGGAGAGAAGGGAUCCAAUGGAGGGCCUGGACCUAAGGGAAAUAGAGGUGUUAGGGGUGUGCCCGGACCCAAAGGUACAGAUGGAACCAAAGGAGACCCAGGAUACCAAGGGCCAAAUGGGUUGAAGGGAGCAAUCGGAAAACCAAGAGAGGCAUGUGAACUGGUGAAGUAUGUCAAAGAUAAAUGCCCUUGCUGCUAUGGUCCCAAGGAAUGCCCUUUGUAUCCCACUGAUCUUGUAUUUGUUGUUGACACCUCAUCGGAUGUUAAUCGUAAUGUUUUCGGCAAUAUGAAGACUGCACUGCAAAAUACUAUUAGCCAGCUGGUCAUUACAGACAGUAAUUGCCCCAGAGGAGCCAGAGUAGCCCUUCUCACCUACAAUAGUGACGUCACCACUGAAAUUCGGUUUUCUGAUGGGCUGCGCAAACCUGCCCUACUGCAAGAAAUAAAAAACAUCCAGUUCAAACAAACAACCAAGCAACGCAACCUAGAAGCAGCCAUGUCAUUCGUUGCACGAAACACAUUUAAGAGGUCACGUGGAGGAUUCCUAAUUAGAAAGGUGGCCGUGUUUUUCAGCGGUGGGGCAACCAAAGCUUCCCCGCAACUUAAUGAAGCCGUCUUAAAACUCUAUGAUGCUGGAGUGUCCUCUGUCUUCCUCACCAACAGGGAGGACAGGGCACUGACAAAUGCUCUUAAAGUAAACAACACAGUCGUUGGACAGGCCAUGGUGCUUGGUGCUGCUCAAGUUAACGCUACUGUAAAAUCCCUUCUUAACUGCCACAUCUGCCUAGAUGUGUGUGACCCUCAGAGUACAUGUCCUGGAAGUUCUGCCGGUAGUGCUUUUAGAGGCCGACGUUCAGCCACCACUGACUUAGACAUUGACUUGGCUUUCCUGCUGGACAGUUCAGAAUCCACCACACCGGAGCAGUUUGCAGAAAUAAAAAGAUUUGUUUCCCAUGUGGUUGGCCAUUUGGAGCUCAGUACAGAUCCCAAAUCAUCUUACCACCAUGCAAGAAUAUCUGUACUGCAGCAUGCCCCUUAUGAGCACCUGACCAAUGCAAGCAUUUCCCCUGCUCGGAUAGAUGUUGGCCUUACUGAUUACAACUCAAAGGAGUUGCUUCAGGACUUUAUAUUGAACAAAAUGACCCAGUUGUAUGGCACAAGGUCACUUACCAAUGCCAUCAAGUAUGUUCAGCAAUAUGUGCUUGAAAGUGCACCCAACCCUCGUUCCAUAAGGACCAUCUUUCUCAUUCUCACUGGAGAAGUGAAGAGACAUGAAUUGAAGCAACUCCGUGAAACAGUUGUUGAGGCUAAGUGCAAGGGUUUCUUCAUUGUCAUUCUAAGUUUGGGGAAGAAAGUAAAUGUUGGACAGCUGAACUCUUUAUCAAGUGAACCUCAUGAUGUCUUCUCCAAAAAGGCAGAUAAACCAUCUGAAUUGCAUGAGGAUACCCUUUUGAGGUUUGGGCUGCAGCUACCAGGAUUCCUUAGCAGUGAGAAUGCUUUCCAUCUGUCUCCUGAAAUCCAAAGGCAGUGUGACUGGUUCCAGAAUGACCAUCCAGUCAUAACUAUAGAGAAUGAGAGGCACAAUGAACGUACGAACACCACUAUAAAACCAGAUGAAAUGCUUUCUAGUCAACACCCUAAGAUUGGGACAAUUCUGGCAAGCACAAAAACACCAACAGAACCUGCCACUUCACUGCAAGAUGUAGAAAUGCCAACUGCUGAGCUGAAGGUGUCUGAUGUGACAGUAAACAGUGCAACCUUGAACUGGACAAGUCCUAUUUCUCAGGAAUCUCCCCUUUAUGAACCAACUCUCUCAGCACUGGAAGGCCAAGUUGUGACUCUCAAGCAGAAUGUUUCUGAAGUAGAUAAAAUAACUGCAGGACUGGAUAAUGAAGUGAGAUACCAGACAACUGUUACAGAGCAUAACAGACAUCUUGAGCAGAGUGCCCAUCAAGAAACAUUCACCACUGCAAGUAAGGCCCAACUCAAGCCAAUAGUAUCGGCCAGUGCAAAAGUAGUUGUGAGCUCAGAAACAGCCAAUGUCCCAGAAACAGCAGAUCCAUGUGAACUAGAAGUGGACAUGGGGCACCAGUGCAAAGAGUAUGAGGUUAAGUGGUUCUUUGACAAGACAAACAAGAUUUGUACCAAAUUUUGGUAUGGUGGGUGCAGUGGCAAUAUCAAUAGAUUUGACACAGAAGCUGAAUGCAUCAGCAAGUGUCAGCAAAUAUUGGUUGAGAAAGCUCUGCCGACACCAGUACUGGAAGUAAAGAAACUAUCAGGACCCCAAGUGUGUAACCUGCAUAAAGAAGAGGGAACCUGUAGAGAUUUUGUCUUGAAAUGGUAUUAUGACACAGAAACCAAGAGUUGCACCCGGUUCUGGUAUGGUGGCUGUGGAGGAAAUGAGAAUCGGUUCAGCACACAGAACGAAUGUGAAAAGACCUGUACACCAGUCCCUCUGAACUCCAGCAUGGUUUCUGCUAUUGGUACAUAAGAAGACUGGCUACUUACCUCUCUAUGGGAGAUAGCCCAGAAUGCACUGUCCUUUUUUCACAUUCAGCCCUUGCCAGCCUGUCCUUGACCACGGGGUGGAAGAUGCUAAAAUGGUUUAUCAAUAUGGUGCUAAUUUGUCUGCGGACUUGGUGAAUACUGUGGUUUGUGCCCUCAACUCUUUCAUGGCUGAAAAGAUACACGUACCAGUUCCCCCAGCCCUGUGGAGUGAUACUCUACCAGUCUCUACAGCUCUUAAAGGGUUACCUAGCAAUUUGAUUUCCCUCUGUCAUAAAACAGUAGCUAGCACAAGAUGAUAUAUAUAUUUUAGGGCACCCCAGCUAAGCUACUAUAAAAAUACCCACUGCUAUUUUACACCCGCAUUUGCCUCAUCCUAGGAUAUAACAAUUUUUGGUUGGACACUUUAUAUAAAACACAAUGCCUUUGUCCAAUUAAUAAAGAGUUGAAUGGGCAUUUCAUGAAUGUUUAGCUUUCCCUCCCAUAGCCCUAUGUGCCUGCAUUUUUUAUACGCUGGUUGUUUCUAGUUCUGCAAGUCCAUCGAAAAGUGAAGGCUUUAUGCCUGGCACAUAUAACCUAACAGCACUGAGCAGGUUUACAUGGCAAUGAAAGUGUUAAGAGCUUUAGGAUUUACCACUUCUUAUGUGGAAGAAUAUUUUUCUACAACCGCAAGGUGAUCAACCCAUGUGAAAUGAUGCAACUUUUCUGCAGUUUUUGUUUUUUUACUUUGAUGGAUAUUUUUUUUUUAAACUUGGAGUGGGGGGGUACUUGUUUUAAAGAAACAUUGAGAUGAACGUGAAUGAAUAAAGGCUGAUGAGGUGCCCA
Messenger RNA from Xenopus laevis (African clawed frog), 12941 nucleotides. It is a transcript of the gene col6a3.S, whose product is annotated as collagen alpha-3(VI) chain. The transcript is spliced from 50 exons. NCBI's taxonomy places the organism in Eukaryota, Metazoa, Chordata, Amphibia, Anura, Pipidae. Bases 265 to 12102 code for a protein of 3945 amino acids. The record is from RefSeq and is a predicted model, not a curated record.